CUAGACGGUGGUGCUACUGCCGCUGGGGGCGGUUCUUCCGCGCGGGGCGGCCCGACCUCGUCUCGGGCGGCAGCACCCUCUGCAGCCGCUCCAAGACACCCCGGGCGCCGCCAUCUUAGCCAGGACGGAAGCCGCGCGGGGACUUGUGGCGCGCGCGCAGCUCGUCAGACCCCGGAAGCUGGGCGCCGCACGGCGCGAGUCGGGGGCUCCUUCCUCGCGGCCGGCCCCACGAUGGCGCAGGAUCCGGGCCUACCCGCCCCCGCGUCUCCCGGAUCUCAGACCCUGCUGGAUGCUCUGCUCCAGAACCUCUACGAUUUUGGAGAGACAGAAGAUAAAGCAGAACAGAAAAGGGUCAGAAAGAAGAGAGAAAGUAAGAAGAGAGAUACAGGGACUCCAGCAGCCUCUGGGACAGAGCCAGCUCCCUUGCCUGAAGCUCUUGGAAGAGGCCAGAGGAAGAACGCUUCCACCUUCUUCAAGGAACUCAGAGAAGAGCUGCACGGGGCUCCUGCUGGGACCCCCAGUGACCUCCCUCCAGGACCUUUUGGCUCUGAUGCUGCAGAAUCCCCCUCCUCCCUGAAGAACAAGAGGGAGCCAGUGGAAGUGGUAGAAUUUCACAGCAGAAAUACAAAAAGAAAACAGAAGCCAGAUCAAGAUGAGCACGUAAAGACCAAAACUAGUAUCCUUGAGAAAGAUGUGAAUGUACAAGAAUUUAACUUGGAAAAGGCCCGUUUAGAAGUGCACCGAUUUGGGAUCACAGGUUAUGGAAAAGGAAAGGAAAGAGUCCUGGAGCAGGAACGUGCCAUUAUGCUGGGCGCUAAGCCUCCCAAAAAUAGUUACGUCAAUUAUAAGGUUUUACAAGAGCAAAUCAAGGAGAAAAAGGCAGCAAAGGAAGAAGAAAAGAGAAUGGCCCAGGAAACAGAUAUUUUCAAGAGAAAGAAGAGGAAAGGGCAGGAAGACAGGAAAUCCAAAAAGAAGAAAUCAGCUCCCAGUAUUUUGUCAAGUGGACGGAUUGGGCAGGUUGGAAAAUUCAAAAAUGGGACAUUGAUUUUGAGCCAAGUUGAUAUCAAGAAAAUAAAUUCUUCCAGAGUGGCCAAAUGAAAUAUUUUAUAAAGAGCAAAAUGGGAAAGUGCCACUGUCCUGGAACUGGACCCCAACAGGACUUCCAGAUUGUUCUUAUUUAUUUCAGAGUCUGCUUUUUUAUUAGGGGAAAACAGUCAAUUCAAAAUAAUAAUGUUUCUAGCUGUGGAAGUGUCUCUUUCCACGUUGGGCCAAUUGCAAGGUGAAGAUAAAGUAAAACUGAGAAGAGUAUUUAAGUAUUUGUUCUCCAGCAAGAUUCACUUGUAUUUCACCUUCACUGGUGUUUUAUGCAUUUGCUCAUAAACAUUUCAUAGUUCUACUCAUUUGUAGAACUGAGAAUGUGAUGUGUUGGUUGUUUGGGGAAAAGCAGUUUCAAUUUUCACCUUACCUAAAGUGUAUAAAAUCUACUUUGUAAGAAGUUGUGUAAAUAAAAUACAACUUUUGUGGUCUCUGUGAA
This is a messenger RNA of Phacochoerus africanus (Common warthog), 1534 nucleotides long. It is a transcript of the gene FSAF1, whose product is annotated as chromosome 15 C1orf131 homolog. The record is from RefSeq and is a predicted model, not a curated record. The annotation marks the transcript as partial. NCBI's taxonomy places the organism in Eukaryota, Metazoa, Chordata, Mammalia, Artiodactyla, Suidae. The transcript is spliced from 7 exons.